Messenger RNA from Truncatella angustata, 1068 nucleotides. RefSeq names its product COP9 signalosome complex subunit 5. The record is from RefSeq and is a predicted model, not a curated record. The transcript is spliced from 2 exons. Lineage: Eukaryota; Fungi; Ascomycota; Sordariomycetes; Amphisphaeriales; Sporocadaceae. Gene Ontology annotation, molecular function: deNEDDylase activity; protein binding; metallopeptidase activity. Gene Ontology annotation, cellular component: cytoplasm; COP9 signalosome. The coding region runs from base 1 to 1068 and encodes 355 amino acids. Gene Ontology annotation, biological process: protein deneddylation.
AUGGAUGUGGCAAUGAAGUCGUGGGAGCUCGACAACGACGUCAAGUUGGUCGACCCCACCCGCGAUGCUCUCUAUCGCUAUGACAAGGCUGCCCAAAAGAAAAUCGACAACGCAAAACCCUGGCGCCAGAACCCCAACCACUUCAAGCAUGUACGCAUCAGCGCCGUCGCACUCAUCAAGAUGGUCAUGCACGCCCGCUCCGGCGGCGAGAUCGAAGUCAUGGGCCUCAUGCAAGGCUAUGUCUCCGAAGACACAUUCAUCGUGACCGACGCCUUCGGCCUGCCCGUAGAAGGAACCGAGACCAGAGUCAACGCCCAGGACGAUGCGAACGAGUACAUGAUCGAGUACCUACGGCUGAGCAGAGAGCAAGGUUCCCGGGAAGAGAACGUCGUCGGUUGGUAUCACAGUCACCCCGGCUAUGGAUGCUGGCUAUCCGGUAUCGAUGUCAGCACGCAGGAGCUGCAGCAGAAGUUCCAGGAGCCGUUCUGUGCCGUCGUCAUUGACCCCGAUCGAACAAUCAGUGCAGGAAAGGUGGAAAUCGGUGCCUUCAGAACAUAUCCAGAAGGUUACAAGGCAGACGGCUCAGCCAACGCAAACAAGGACGGUUCCGCAGCUGGUGGCCGUUCAGUACCCCUGGCCAAGGCAGCAGACUUUGGCGCUCAUGCCGACAAAUAUUACAGCCUCGAGGUCUCCCACUACAAGUCAACACUCGAUACGUCUCUGCUAGAGCUGCUGUGGAACAAGUACUGGGUCCAGACGCUUUCACAAUCACCAUUGUUCUCCAAUCGCGAUUAUGGCAAGAAGCAAAUGCUGGAUCUUGGCAGCAAAAUCCGCGAGGCCACGACGAUGCUUGGCCGGCACAGUAGGGGCGGCGGUCAGAUGUUUGUUAAUAACAAGACGGUCGACAAUGAGCUCGAGAAGCUCGUGCGAGAUAGCCAGGCGGUCGUGGGCAAGGAGACACAGGGUCUAGCAGCGACUGACGUCAAGGCGAAGCUCUUCAAUGGCUUAGGCAAUGCCGGAGCCGUUCCGCCCGUCGCUACUCCCGCACAGCCCGCGCAGAAUGCUUAG